AAUCUUACAUCAUAAAAUUGUCUCUUGCAGAUGUCUUCGAGAAGGAAACCAACAAAUACAAAAAGAGCAGAUUCUGAGGAAAAGGCAGAAACUAAUGGUACAGCGGAUUCUGAUGGCGAGCUGGAUUACUUGCCAGAAGGAACUGUUGUUGUCAAACCUGAACCUGUUGGGAAAAGAGGAACAUUUUCUGGACCUGAAUUUCGUUCAAAGAAGAAAGAAAAGAAAGAGCCAAGUACAGAUUUCAAUUCCGCAAGUGCCAACUUAGGUAGAGUAUCGUGUACAGCCUGUGGAGAGCAGGUCAACACCAAUAAAUCUGGUAGUGUCAGGAAGCACCCUCAGCUUAAGGUCCUAGUUUGUAAGAGUUGCUACAAGUACCAUACAAGUGGUCCAAUAUCUCGGGACAAGGAUGGAUUGGAUGAACAGUGUAGAUGGUGCAGUGAAGGAGGGAAUCUGUUUGGCUGUGAUUUCUGUCACAAUGCAUUUUGCAAGGCUUGCAUCAUUAGGAAUUUGGGAAGAUCUGAAAUCAGCAAUGUUACGGAAGAAGGUAAAGACUGGAAAUGUUAUGUGUGUGAUAACACUAAACUGAAACCUUUGCUGGCGGAAUGUCAGAAAGUCUUGAACUACAUGGAGGCAGAGGAUAAAAAAGCAAAGGAGAAAAUGAAACAGGCCACCACCCCAAAAUCUAAUGAUGCCAAAAAGUCCAGCGAUUCCACCAUCAAAUCAAAUGACACUAGGAAAUCCAAUGAUUCUAAGAAGGAGGCUACAGAAUCCAAUUCAGAAAACAAAGCUAGCAAACCCACAGAUAACAAGCAGUUGAUGAAGGUUUUAACUUCUGGGAAUGCACCCAACCGAUCCUCAUCUCCUAGUGAAUUCCAGAAAGCCAUCCUUACACAACCACAUGCUGGCACUACAAUCAAUACAGAGAAAAUUGUAGUAGAUCCUAUGACUGGUAGGUCAACAAAGUUUGAGAUGGUGUAUCCCAAUGCUAAUAUUGUACAGACUCAGUAUAAGUCUUAUGCUCGUCCUGUGCAACCCAAGCCAUCCAGCCUUCCCACUGAUGGUGUGUCUCUGCCAUUCACUGGACUUUUGCCUGGAAAUGUUCAUAGUAUCAUAUCCAAUUUGCUUUCAAUGACAGACAAUCUUCAACAACUCCUAAGAAAUAUACAGGAGAAUGUUAUUGAAGAGUCCAAUGUAGACAAGUUACCAUUUGAAAUUUCUCUCAGAACACUGAAUCAAAAGCAAAUAGAGGCUAGGCUUACAGCUGGAAAUUGUGUGAAAAGUGGUGUGAACUUAUUCUUGCAAGAAAUGGCAAUGAAGACUUCUGCUGCAGGAGUAAAAGCAAUGACUCUAAGUCAGAAAGCACCUCGACCUACACUUGCAUCUGCCUUGUUAGCAGGAAGUCCUCUGGACAGAAAUGGUGGUGCUAUGAAUGUAGAUACUCCUCACAAAUUUGAUAAACCAGGGGGAGAAAAUUCUCCCUUAGUCACCAGUACGCCUAAGCCUAAACCCUCAGAUGAUGAUUUCGAUGUCAUUGUGCUCAGUCCUUCUCCCAAGAAAGCAGUUACUCAAAAAUCUGAGAAUGCAGACGCUUGUUCUACUUUGCAGGAUAAUGAUGAUGUUACAAUGGUAAGUGAAAAUGAUAGAGCUGAAAAAGAACUAUUGAAAGAUGCUGCCGAGGAGAUAGGAGAUGAGGAGAAUGACUCUGAUAAUGAAAUUGAAAAUGAUGAAUCCAGUGUAAAGGAAGGAAGAAAAAGAAAAGAUGACAAAGAUGGUGAGAGUGUAAACUCAGAAAAUGAAGAUGGAGAAUCUAGUGAAAAGAAAGGAAAGAAAAAGACAAAAAAAUUAGUUAUAAAAUUAGGGAAUACAUCUAAAUCUAGUGACAAAAAAGGCAAGAAUGACAACUCUGGUCAAGAAAAAGAUGACAAAGAAAAAGUAUCCUCUACCACAAAGGAUGAUGAUGAAGAAGAUAGUUCAAAUUCAUCCAGGAAAACCAGAAGCAAGAAAAAAGAUGAAACAGACUCAGAGGAAAAAGAGUGCAAGCCAAUCAGAAAAACACGGAGUAAGUCACAAAAUUCGGAGAGUGAUUCUGACUCCAGCCAGUCUAGAGGAAAAAUGUCACCUAAAAAGAAGGAAAAUAAUGAUAAAUCCAAAAGUAGUGAGGAUAAGAAAAGUAAGAAAGAAGAUUUGAGUUCUAAAAAGAAUUUAAAUGCAUCAAAAUCGGACAAAGACAAAAAAAGUGAUAGUAAAGGAAAAUCUAAGGAUGAUGAUCAUAUAGAUAAGGAAGAAAAAUCUAAGGAUGAUGAUGAUGUAGAUAAGAAAGAAAGAGUUAAGAGUGGGAAUGACACAGAUGAGGAAGAUAGUGACAGCAAUGAGACUGAGGAGGAAAGUGACAGCGAUUCAAGUAAAGAUGAAGAUUUUGUCGUCUCCAAAUCCCGACGUUCUUCUAGAAGGUUAAAGAAGUCAGCUAAAAAGCCUGACAAGAAGAAAAAGAGUAAGGAUGAUUCAUCUGAUUUUGAUUCAGACUUGGAGAAAGAUAUUGAAAAAUUAUCCAAGAAUCCUACUAAAUCCUCAAAAUCUCGCACAACAAGGAGCAGUGCUAAAUCAGAGAAGUCAACAAAAAAGCCAAAAAGAUCUGAGGGGGAAAAGAAAACUGGCAAAAAGAAAGGGAUUUCGGGGGAUGUCAGCUCUACUGAUGAUGAUAAAACGGAGGAAGAUGAUGACAACACUGAAAUUGAUGAGCCAGAGGGAGAAAUUGACAUGGAUUGCUCUGCAAAUGCCCAAGCAAAAGAAGACUUGUUAAAAGAAAUGGAAGAAGAGGCGACAGACGAGGAUAACGAUCAGGAUAGCAGUGAUUCAGAAGUCAUAAUCACACCAAAAAAGAAGAGGAAUGCUGUAAAGAAAGCAAAGUACACCAUUGACUCGGACAGUGCGACAGAGGAAGACAUGCCUAAGAAAAAGAAAAAACGAGAUGAGUUGCUUGAUGCAAAGCUGUCAAGUAGUGACUCCGAUGUUGUAUCCAGAAAGAAAAGCAAGAAGAGGAAAGCAAAGUCCUCCAGCAAUGACACAACUGAGACAGAUAGUGAGGAUGAAUUUAUUGCAUUGGGAAAGAAGAAAAAGGGAAAGGCUGGUAAAAAGAAGGCAGGGACUGGAAAGGCUAGGAAGAGGAGAAGGAUCAAAGCUCCCAGCAGUUCUGAUGAUGACGAGGAGGCCGUAAGUGAAGAUGAAAAUGAAGAGGGUGCAAGCAGAUCUGAAGAUGAAGGCGAUCCAAAUACACCAAAAAGACUCAAGAGGAAAAAAAUUAGAAAAAUAAAAUCGGAAAAGAAAUUGACCUCUGAGACUAAGUCAGCUGCUAAAGCUGAGGAGGAAAGAAGGAAAAGGAUAGCAGAAAAACAGAAAAUAUUCAAUGGAAUAGUUCAAGAAGUGGAUGAGUCUUCUCCAACUAAGUGUCCUAUAACAAAACAGCUUGUUCUGGAUUUUGAAGAAGAAACAAAGAAACCAAUCAUUGAAGUGGAUAAAGGAUUAGUUGUUAAACUGAAACCUCAUCAGGUUGAAGCUGUACAGUUUGUCUGGGAUUGUACCUUUGAAUCAUUAAAAAGGGCCAAAACAGAGGAAGGAUCUGGCUGCAUUUUAGCUCACUGCAUGGGUCUAGGAAAAACCUUGUCACUGAUAACAUAUAUUCACACGAUGCUUACCUACAGCAAGAAAACGAAUGUGCAUACUUGUGUAGUUGUGGCACCCCUGAACACUGUCCUUAAUUGGCAGUAUGAGUUUGAAAUGUGGCAAGAGUUCACCAAAAAGGAAGUAGAUGUGUAUGAGAUGUCUUCAGUGAAGCAGAAUGCCGAUCGUGCUGCACUGCUGAAGAACUGGCACAGAGAUGGAGGGGUGCUUAUCCUGGGGUACGACAUGCUCAGGAACCUCUCCCAGGGCAAACACUGUAGAAGCAAGAACAUGAAGAAAAUCUUCACUGAAACUCUGGUGGACCCAGGACCUGAUUUAGUGAUAUGUGAUGAAGGCCAUAUUUUGAAGAAUGACCAGUCUGCCAUCUCCAAAGCCAUGAACAGGAUCAAGUCUCGUCGAAGAGUGGUGCUAACUGGAACACCAUUACAGAAUAAUCUUAUGGAAUAUCAUUGCAUGGUUGAUUUCGUGAAGCCCAAUCUGCUGGGAACAAGUAAAGAAUUUCGUAACAGAUUUGUCAAUCCUAUCACCAAUGGCCAGUGUGCUGACUCUACAGCACAUGAUGUGAAGAUCAUGAAAAGACGAGCCCACAUCCUCCAUGAAAAACUUAAUGGUUGUGUACAGAGAAAGGACUACAGCUCACUUACAAAGUAUUUACCUCCCAAACAUGAAUAUGUGAUUGCUGUGCGUUUGUCUCCUGUCCAAAUUCGUCUGUAUGAGAAAUAUUUGGAAAUGGCUGGUUUUGGAACAGAUGAUGCUCCCAAGGCUAACCGUGGAGCUAGGCUGUUUUCUGAUUACCAAGCUUUGAUGCGAAUCUGGACUCAUCCAUGGGUCUUGAAAAUGGAUGAAAUUCGCCAGGCAGAUAGGAGACUGUUUGAUGACGAGUCUGAUUUUGUGGAUGACUCGGAUCCUAAUGAUAGUGAUGGCAGCAAAUCAACAGACAGCUCUGAUUCAUCAACCCCAUCAGAGGUUUCAAUCAAGUCUGAUAUAUCAGAUGGGGGACGCAAAACUCGUAGUUCAAAGAAGAAAAAGGAAUCUGAAGAUGAUGACGACGACUCAGACACAGAGUCACAGAAGAAAGAUGAAGUUGUAAAGAAGUGGACAACAAGAAGACAAAGAGGAGAUAUCAGUGAACCAGAGGAAGACACGGGACCUCAGCCUGUCUCUUAUGAAUGGUGGGCAGAGUAUGUCAAUCCAGAGGAUGAGGAUAAAUUAGAACUCGGUGGAAAACUCGUUCUUCUGUUUGAGAUUCUAAGGAUGAGUGAAGAAAUAGGAGAUAAAGUGCUAGUUUUCAGUCAGAGUUUGCUAUCAUUAGAUUUAAUAGAACACUUCCUGGAGCUAGUAGAUCAGAAGAGAGGAGAUGAAGAAAAACUUGAUAAGGACAAUAAAGGAAGUGAAAAGAAGUCAGAGGAGGAGAAAAAGAAGGAGGAUCAGAACAAAGGUGAAGAGUUUGGGAAACAUUGGACACUGGGUGAAGAUUACUUCAGAAUGGAUGGAUCCCAUAGUGCCCAAGCCAGAAAAAACAUGGCUGAAAAGUUCAAUGACCCAGAAAAUUAUCAAUGUCGGCUGUUUCUGAUUUCCACUAAGGCAGGAGGCCUAGGGAUUAAUUUGGUAGCAGCUAACAGGGUCAUUAUUUUUGACGCCUCCUGGAAUCCUUCACAUGAUGUGCAGUCCAUUUUUAGAGUUUAUCGAUUUGGACAAGAAAAACCAGUUUAUGUGUACAGAUUUCUUGCUCAGGGAACUAUGGAAGAGAAGAUCUAUGAACGUCAGGUAACCAAGCAGUCAUUAUCCCAGAGAGUGAUAGAUGAGCAUCAGAUAGACAGACAUUUUAACGCCAAUGAACUCGCUGAGCUGUAUACAUUCAGACCAGACAGACUAGAUGAUCCUAAUAGAGUAGAGAAAACACCAAUGCUGCCAAAGGACUUUAUGCUUGCUGAGCUGAUGAAGUCACAGAAAGACUGGUUUGUCAAUUAUCAUGAGCAUGAUUCCCUCCUGGAGAACAAGAUAGAGGAAAUAUUGGAUGAAGAUGAGAGGAAGGCAGCCUGGGAGGAAUAUGAAAAUGAAAGGAAAGGUGUAAUACAAAUGAGGCAGAACUUCAUGGCAAACAUGCCCAAUAUGGGUUUCAACAACAUGGUACAUCAAAUGCAGCAACAAUCCCAGUAUGGUAUGCCAUAUAUGUAUAGCCAAGGAUUCAAUAUGCAGGCUUUUACACAACAAAACCUUCUACAGCUGGUACAGGACAUGAAACAAAGGUAUCCUCACCUACCACAGGAGCAGCUGACACAACAAGUGCAAACAGUCAUUCGACAAAUGGUUUCACGUCAAAUUGCAGCUCAACAAGACGCCCAGAAAAGACAAAUGGAACAGAAAGAGCUUCAACAUCAGAGGGAGUUGCAGAGAAUUCAGGACCAGAUUCGACAUCAACAGAUGCAGCUGAUGCAAGCCACUAUGGCAGGGGCCAGACAGGGAAUGGGACCAGGAACAUCGGGGCCUCAAGCGGGGACUUCUACAAUGCAGUCCUUGUUAAAUCAGCCCGCCAAUGCUAGUCGACUCCAGCAGAUGAGGGAGGCUAGGAAAUAACAGCUUCCAUUUUGUUCUGUUGUCUGAUGGGAUUUUUUUUCUUUUUUGUUUACAUACUGGACAUGGUACAUGUAUAAUAAGACAAUGAAGGCAUUUGUGUGACUUUAGUUUGUCUAAAUAAGCAUUUUAAAAGAUCAUCUUUGGUAAAAAUUUGUUUACAUGAGGUGCAAUCUCCAAGAUAACUUUUAAUGAGUGUUUAAAUGUAUUUUUUCAUGCUGGCCAAGUUUCCAAGGGGAAAUUUACACAAGUAUGUAAAUGUAUAGCUACAGAACUGAAUCACUAUCCCUUGAGAAACAUUCAGGUAUGCUUAUUUGGUAAAUGCCAGAUUGUUUUUUUUUUCUGUUGUAUAUGUUACUCAUGAUUAUUAAUUUGAAUGUGAGCAAGAUAGUUGUAUUUAUAUUUGAAAAAGAGGUGUGUUUUGUUGUAAGUUUCAUCACUGGCCCAUUUAUUUACAGUAUAUAUUUGCUGAAACUUGCACAUUCCUUAUUUUGGAAAGCACUUUUAUCCAUUAAAGCUAUAAAUUUUAGCUGACCACAAAAGUUGGUUAAUUUAAGAAGAAUUUUUAAAAAGUUUUUAUCAUGUAAUCAAAUAUAUUAACUUUUUUGAUCAAGCAAUUCCAACUUGAUCUUAAGACGAUCUUAGCAUCUUUAUACAUUUCAUUUCAUUCACUGGAAAAAAAAUCAUAACUGUUAGGGAUUGAAUCAUAAUAAAAUUUUUGAAAAUCUAUUCAAAUUUUAAUUACAGUGCAUAUAGAUAUAUAUUUACAGAAAGUCAGACAGACUAUUGAUGAGAUAAUCAUGGUUUUUGUCUGUGUUUUCAAUGUCAACAAGUCAGAUUUUACAGGAUAAUGACACUUAUUCAUGUGGUAGACAGCAUUCUGUGUUUUCUUUUAUAGCUCUAUUGGUCAGAGACCAUAAAAGCUUAUGCAUUAGUGAGGUGUCUAAUGUCAGUCUGUCCAUUCAUAAACAAUUUUUCAAAAUGCUACUACAUGUAUUCUUUUAGCUUUGGUCUGAUAUCAAUAGGACUUGGUACACAAAUAGAUAAAAGUAAGAUGCAUAAAUUUAUAUAUUGGAUUUUGAUUUUGAUGAACCAUGUUGCUAUGUUUACUAAAAAUAAAAAUUUCUUUUAGAUUCAUUUAAAACACUACUCCUCCUAUCAUUUUGGUCCUAUUUCAAUAAGACUUGGUACACAAGUAGACGAUACUAAAAUUCAUAAUGCUGUUUAUUAGUUUUCAUUCCGAUGAAUGGUAUUGCCAUAGUUACGAAAAAUGGAAAUUUCUGUGAAAUUCAUUCAAAAUACUACUCCCUCCUUCAGUUUUGGUCUAAUUUCCAUAAGACUUGGUACCCAAGUAAAUUAUACUAAAAUACAUGUACAUAAUUCUGUACAUCAAUUUUUGAUCAGUGUUUAAAUGUUUACUAAAAUUAAAAAUUUAUAUGAAAUUCAAUUGAAAGGCUACUCUUCCUUCAAUUUGAUUUCAGUAAGUCAAGUAGACCAUACUAAGUUGGUGUUUUGAUUUCAAUUGUUGCCAUGGUUACUAAUAUUAUAAAUUUCUAUGAAAAUCAUUAAAAAUGCUGUUUUCUCCUACAGCUUUCAAAUUUCAAUAAGAUUUGGAACACAAGAAAUUAUACUAAGAUAAACAAUUUUGGUUUCAUUGAAAAGCUUACUAAAACAGAAAUUUUUAUGAAAUUCCUCUUACCUCCAACAGUUUUGGUCUGAUUUCAAUAUAUGACUUAGUAAUACACAAGUAGACUAUUCUAAGAUACAUAUAGUUCUCUUUAUUGACAUUUGAUCUAGAUGAACACUGUUGGAAUGUUUACUAUAAGUAGGAUAAUACAUGCAUUUGAAUUCAUUUAAAACAUUACUCUUCCUAUGUUUUUUGAUCAGAAAUUCUUAUCUGGAACCACUGAACCAAUUUCAACCAAUUUUGGUAUGUAGCAUGUAUGAGUGAAGGGGAACAGAAAAUGUGAAUUCCAUGGUCCCUGCAUGCCCCCAGGGGCCUGAAGUGUGAGGCUAAAACCAUAAAGAAAAUACUGUGUUGUGUUAAGUUUACAUUGUGAUAGUGACAAAUGGGGGCAUGUACAGGCAAUUAGAUAGAUAUACUGAAGAUUUGUUAUGAAGUACUAGACCUAUUAUUUUGUUGAUCCCUGAUCAUCGUAUUUCUCUUGCUUUUGAGCAACAUACCUUUAUCUAUCAGUUCAUUUUGUUUUAUUUUAUACUUAUUGGAUCCUGUGCAGUGUUGCAUUAUACUCAGGUGACCAUUAAGACCCUUGGGACUCUUGUUCUUUCUUAGUAGAAAAUCAGACCAGUAGAACUGCAGUCUUGUCAGAGACUUCUGUUUUUCAGCUUGAAGUGCAAUUGUGUGUAAUAAAAGCUUUGGAAUCAUUUGCUAGUUGUUCAUACAACAGAAUUUCAUAAUAAUAAUUCAAAUUGCAGUUAUGUGUAAACAUUUAACUAUCAUGAAUAAAUUUCAAGAGAAAAUUGAA
Messenger RNA from Saccostrea echinata, 8738 nucleotides. Its product is annotated as transcriptional regulator ATRX-like. Gene Ontology annotation, cellular component: nucleus. Gene Ontology annotation, molecular function: ATP hydrolysis activity; ATP-dependent chromatin remodeler activity; ATP binding. The transcript has 30 exons. The record is from RefSeq and is a predicted model, not a curated record. Lineage: Eukaryota; Metazoa; Mollusca; Bivalvia; Ostreida; Ostreidae. Bases 31 to 6255 code for a protein of 2074 amino acids.